AUGCAUUCCUCAACCAAAGGACAAGCAAAAUCUAGCCAACAAAAAGAAGUUUCAAAAGAAUGGAAACUCGAACCCGAGCACGAGUUUCGGUUUGAAAUAGAUUUUGGCACUACGGUGAAAUUAAAACUAAUUUCUGGUACGGCAGAAAUAUUUGGUACAGAAAUUGGAAUUGGACACGAAUAUGAAUUUUCAGGUCGUAAAGUUGCAAUAUUUACUUGGCAUGGAAUAUGUAGUGUAGAAUAUGUUGCUAAUGAAACUCCAAUGACAAGUUAUCUUAAUAUGCAUAUCGCACUCGAACAAUGUAGAGAAGAGGCCAAGUCUAAGAGUGAAAAGGGACCACGGGUUAUGAUUGUAGGUCCUGAAGAUGUAGGGAAAACAUCAUUAUGCAAAUUAUUGCUUAGUUAUGCGCUGCGUCACGGUAGACAGCCGAUAUUUGUUAAUCUUGAUAGCAACGAGGGUUCAAUUACAAUGCCGGGGACUUUGACUGCGACACCAGUCAAUCACAUCAUUGAUGUAGAAGAAGGUUUUGGUUCAUCGGCAACAACCGCACCAUCAUUUAGCUCUUCAUAUAUGCCGAUGGUUUUUUAUUAUGGAUAUUCGGACCCUAGCGAUAAUGUAAAAUUAUAUAAAGUAUUGACAAAAAAAUUGGCCUCCAACGUUUACCGACGCUUGGUUGAGGAUGAAAUUGCUAAAGCUUCAGGAAUCGUUAUUGACACUAGUGGACUCAUUGACAGCACCGGUUAUGAGAUCAUUCAACAUUGUGUGGAUGUAUUUGACGUAAACAUCAUAAUUGUACUUGGUCAUGAACGGUUGUAUAGUGAUAUGGCUAGAUUAUAUAAGGAGCGCUCUGGUGUUAAUGUAGUUAAAUUAUCAAAAUCCGGAGGGGUAGUUGACAGAGAUAACGCGUUUCGAAGGCAAAUGCAGAUGCGCAAAAUUCGAGAAUAUUUUUAUGGAUCCUUGGCUCCUUCAUCUGCACUUCCGAUUGGAAUUGACAGAAAAGUUAGUGAAACUCAAUUAGUGAAAGUUGAACCAGAUGAUGACACGUUAUUACAUUCUAUUCUGGCAAUUAGCUCUGCUAAUAAUUCAGAAGAACAUUCUUUACUUGAAUCAUCAAUUAUCGGUUCUAAUGUUGAUACUGGGAAGCAAAAGAUGACUAUAUUAUCUCCAUCACCAGGUCGACUUCCAAAGCAAUAUUUGAUAAUGGGAUCAUACAAAUGGAUGGAAAGUUAA
Funneliformis geosporum is the source of this 1230-nucleotide messenger RNA. The record is from the annotation of a GenBank genome assembly. NCBI's taxonomy places the organism in Eukaryota, Fungi, Glomeromycota, Glomeromycetes, Glomerales, Glomeraceae.